AUGGGAGACUUUGGACCGCCCGUAGCGGUACCCGAGACGGAGGUACCUAGUCUUGCUCCGUCGUCAUUGACAGAUCCAGAUGAAGUCUCGGUACUCGUGACAGGAUUCGGUCCGUUUAAAACCAACAUCGUCAAUGCCUCGUAUUUGAUUGCCUCCUCUCUACCACAGUCGCUUGAGCUUCCUUCGGCGGAGCCGUCUGUAUCCGGGCCUGCUUCUCGUCGAAUUUCAAUUCACGUGCAUCCAUCUCCCAUUCCCGUCGCCUACUCAACAGUGCGAACAGCCAUUCCAGCCAUCCUAAAGGAUUACGCCGAGUCCCAUGGAGGUCGACGACCAGACAUCGUGCUCCAUAUGGGCAUAGCGGCCACAAGAUCAUACUACUCAAUUGAGACUAAAGCACAUCGAGAUUCUUACCAUUUAUCUGAUAUCAAAGGUAGAAUCGGGUAUGAGGAUGGAGAGAAGGUAUGGAGGGAGCACCAGCUCCCGCCAGUGCUCCAGGCUGGUCCUGCGACGGAUCCCACAGACAUAGUACAGAAGAAUCUCAACCCCCAGCCGCCCAAUGACGACUUCCUCAGCGCGUGGAAGUCGUUUGUAUCUCCUGGAGCAGACGUUCGGAUAUCAGAGGACGCCGGACGCUACCUCUGCGAGUUCAUCUUUUAUACAAGCCUGGCACAGGCGUUCCAACAAGGCCAGAACAGAAACGUCGUGUUCUUCCAUGUGCCUGGGUCUUGCGCCGACGAGGACAUUGAGAGAGGGACAGAUAUUGCCGCUGGGUUGAUCAAAGCUCUUGUAACAAGCUGGGUUAGCGGGCAGGUAUAA
Molecule: messenger RNA, 816 nt
Organism: Aspergillus bombycis
Lineage: Eukaryota; Fungi; Ascomycota; Eurotiomycetes; Eurotiales; Aspergillaceae
Product: putative pyroglutamyl peptidase type I
Exons: 2
Coding region: 1-816 (271 amino acids)
Biological process (GO): proteolysis
Cellular component (GO): cytosol
Molecular function (GO): pyroglutamyl-peptidase activity
Source: RefSeq, a predicted model, not a curated record